AUGGAAUACGCUUAUUCAGCUUCAAAGAUCAUCUUACCUGUAUUAGUUACUGGGAUCUAUUAUACUCAUUGGCGUGCCUCUAAAGAAGCAGAGAACGACAAGCAAAUAAAAAAGCACUGUCAGAAACAAGAUGCUGAUUUAUAUAUGUGCAUGAUCUCUAAUGGAAACAAGAAAUUAUGCAAAGAUGCCCAAUCUGAAUUGGAUUAUUGCGUAUAUCAGCACAGAGGAUAUUAG
Messenger RNA from Blepharisma stoltei, 234 nucleotides. Lineage: Eukaryota; Ciliophora; Heterotrichea; Heterotrichida; Blepharismidae. The record is from the annotation of a GenBank genome assembly.